AGAAGAGUGAGAAUGAGUAUGUUGGCAGAUGAGGAACAACUACUGAGAUCCAACAUUAUCACUAUUGCUAAUACCCCCAUCACUACUACCAUUUAUAAUGUAUCCUUACUAAUAAAACUACUACUACUACUACUACUACUACUAUGUCAACAUUUUCCAGGUAUAUACGUGGUACUUGAUUUUAUUCCUAACCAAACAAGUAAAAAACAUGCGUGGUUCGUGGAAAGCAACAAAGCUGAUCCUGGAGACAAAAAAAACUACUAUGUAUGGAAAGCAGGUUCAAGUUUGCCAAAUAACUGGUUGACCAUCAAUGGCAGUGAGGCGUGGACCAAUUCAAGUGACAGAUCUGCCUUCUAUUUGCACCAACUCAGUCCAGAUUUACCAGAUCUCAACCUAUACAGCAGAGUCGUUAUUGAUGAACUCAAUCAAAUCCUUCACUACUGGAUCUCACUUGGUGUUGAUGGUUUUAAUAUUCGUCACUCCGGGUUCAUGUUAGAAGACAGUGAGCUGAACAAUGACGUGCAAUUAAAUUCAAACAAACCAAAUCCCUAUGACAACAUGGAACACAAAAAUUCCUUUGGGUUAGGGUCUAAUAUGGUACUGUUAAAACUAUGGCAUCAUAUUAUCGAAGACAACCAGGGCCAGAAUGGAAGAUCACUGAUGACUGGAAUGGAUAGCUGGGACCGACCUAUCCCAUCAUACAGGGAUCAGUUUGGUGUUACCAACUUUCCUCAUUUGUCCUUCUGCACAGUUAUGAAUGUCGAUGUUAACUGUGAUGGCAGCUGUAUGAAGAAUUUUGUCGAAGAAAAUCUGAAGAAUGUUACCAUUGGAAAAUCUCCCACAUGGCUGCUCGGCAGUGACACAAUCAGCCGCUUCUCUACGAGAUUAGGAAACUACACGAAACGGAGUGAAGUAUUGACGAUGAUUGCAUUGUUAUUGCCUGGUUCUACAGUUCUCUACUACGGUGAUGAAUUAAUGAUGCCCGAUAUUGGUCAAGCAGAUGAAUCUUCAGUAUCAAUCUCACAACCUUGGCGCACACCAAUGAAGUGGGACAACUCUUCCUCCAGCUAUGGCUUCUCAAAUGCCACAUGCAGUUCUGUCUCGAGUAACGAUGCAAUGCAAGUGACGGAAGCCGUGGCAAAUGGUAAAUCCAUGCUGAAUUUUAUCAAAAAACUCAACAAACUACGCAAAGCAGAUGCCUUCCGUCUAAGCAGUGCUGCAGACAUACGUUAUGGCCCAGAUUGUAGUGGCACGUUUUCAUUUGUACGAGGAUUUGAUGGUGUAGAUUGUUAUUUAGUUAUUGCAAACCUGGGUUCAACAGAGAGUUGCAGCGAUUUCUCAUCGGUGUCCGGUGGAGACAAAGAGACAGCAACAGUGAAACUCGUCACACCUAGUGCCAAGAGCGGAUACGAAGAAGAUACCGAAGUAGAUACAACGAAUGUGAAAGUCAAACCUAACGAAGGUGUCGUCCUCUCUUGGAAGUGUGGAUUAUAUUUUGAAUAGAAGCCAUUAUGUUUUGAAGAGAUAAAAUAAAUAAAUAAAUAAGUAGAUAAAUACAGAUUUCUCAGCGAUAAAUAAAUAAAUACAUAAAUCGAUAAAUAUGAU
This is a messenger RNA of Octopus sinensis (East Asian common octopus), 1605 nucleotides long. Its product is annotated as neutral and basic amino acid transport protein rBAT. The transcript is spliced from 9 exons. NCBI's taxonomy places the organism in Eukaryota, Metazoa, Mollusca, Cephalopoda, Octopoda, Octopodidae. The record is from RefSeq and is a predicted model, not a curated record. Gene Ontology annotation, biological process: carbohydrate metabolic process. Bases 13 to 1503 code for a protein of 496 amino acids.